Messenger RNA from Aspergillus pseudonomiae, 942 nucleotides. RefSeq lists its product as uncharacterized. The record is from RefSeq and is a predicted model, not a curated record. Lineage: Eukaryota; Fungi; Ascomycota; Eurotiomycetes; Eurotiales; Aspergillaceae. Bases 131 to 730 code for a protein of 199 amino acids. The transcript has 2 exons.
UGUCUUUGUCGCAGAAAGUUGGCUAGCAAACCCUUAGAUACGCGAGACGACAGCCUAUCGUCUCAUCCAUUCAAGUGUACAUACCAGCAAACAUGCGACACAGAAAGGUAUUUUAUGAACAAAGGUAUCUAUGUUUAUCUUAAGUGUGACUAACUACUUAAGUACAUCGUUAAAUUUGGCUAUAAAACCACCUUGCAGAGAGGAAUUAGCACCAGUGAUGAACGAUGAAUCAAUGAAUGGUGAAGGUACAGUGGAAUCUGGGCCUUACACAGUACAUGUCGACAAUGUUGGUUCAUUGCCAGGACCCGAUAAUUACUUAUCAUGGUCAAUUACAAAAUCCGACUGGCUCGCAUUUGAUUGUGUCUCGCCCAAUUUGCACAAAGUCUCACGACGAAAAAACAACUCUUUGCCUAUUAGGAAUCCUGCCGAUGGGUCUACGAAAAUAUUUUAUAAGCCAACAGGAACUGCUAACCAAUCCUUGUUGGGUCAUGAAUUGGAACCAUUCUUCACCAUCCCGGGGCCUAGCAGAAAGCCAAUACCUAUCAAAAAUCCACUCGAUGGCUCUAUGGUAUUGUUUGAGAAAGAUAUCAUAUGCUCAAGGAAUCAGGAUUUAUGUAUUGGAUCUUCCGACGUCAUUUCCCAGGGUUUUACCCGACCCACUCGGGCGAAGGUGGUAGUCAAAGAUCCGUCAGAUAUGCGUAUUCUCAACCUGUCCCAAGUAUAUUUAUGAUACUUAUGAGUGCAAUUCCAUGCUAGAACUAUGAUAUCUUGAUAUCAAGCCUAACAUGUCACACACCAUGGCUUGAAUUUGAUGGGCCGUAUCGGUCAUGUCAUUGGAGAUACGCUGCUUCUUCCACUCCUGGCCAGGUGCAUAAGCCUCGGUCAACACAGACGAAAGAAUCCGGUGUCUGUCGUUCCGAUAUUCUGGCUUCCGUGCUUGCA